Messenger RNA from Perognathus longimembris pacificus (Pacific pocket mouse), 3050 nucleotides. RefSeq names its product kelch like family member 18 (gene Klhl18). Gene Ontology annotation, molecular function: protein binding. The coding region runs from base 2 to 1741 and encodes 579 amino acids. NCBI's taxonomy places the organism in Eukaryota, Metazoa, Chordata, Mammalia, Rodentia, Heteromyidae. The record is from RefSeq and is a predicted model, not a curated record. The transcript is spliced from 10 exons.
GAUGGUGGAGGACGGUACGGAGGAGCUGGAAGAUUUGGUCCAUUUCUCGGUGUCCGAGUUGCCCAGUCGGGGCUACGGCGUCAUGGAGGAGAUCCGGCGGCAGGGCAAGCUGUGCGACGUGACGCUGAAGAUCGGGGACCACAAAUUCAGUGCCCACCGGAUCGUCUUAGCUGCUUCCAUCCCAUACUUCCACGCCAUGUUUACAAAUGACAUGAUGGAGUGCAAGCAGGAUGAGAUCGUGAUGCAAGGAAUGGACCCAAGUGCUCUGGAGGCUUUGAUCAACUUUGCUUACAACGGCAACCUCGCCAUUGACCAGCAAAACGUCCAGUCGCUGCUGAUGGGGGCGAGCUUCCUGCAGCUACAGAGCAUCAAAGAUGCCUGCUGUACAUUCCUCCGAGAACGACUUCACCCAAAAAAUUGCCUGGGUGUGCGCCAGUUUGCCGAGACGAUGAUGUGUGCUGUGCUCUACGACGCAGCCAACAGCUUCAUUCACCAGCACUUUGUGGCGGUGUCCAUGUCAGAGGAGUUCCUGGCCCUGCCCUUGGAAGACGUGCUUGAACUGGUAUCGCGAGACGAGCUGAACGUGAAGUCAGAAGAGCAGGUAUUUGAAGCUGCACUAGCCUGGGUCAGAUACGACCGGGAGCAGAGGGGCCCCUGCCUGCCUGAGCUGCUGUCCAACAUCCGCCUGCCCCUCUGCAGGCCGCAGUUCCUGGCAGACCGGGUGCAGCAGGAUGACCUGGUGCGUUGCUGUCACAAAUGCAGGGACCUGGUAGAUGAAGCAAAGGACUAUCACCUCAUGCCAGAGCGCCGGCCCCACGUGCCGGCUUUCAGAACUCGGCCUCGCUGCUGCACAUCCAUUGCUGGGCUCAUCUACGCCGUGGGAGGCCUCAACUCAGCAGCAAAUUUUUAUGCAGGUGACUCCCUGAACGUGGUGGAAGUGUUCGACCCCAUCGCCAAUCGCUGGGAGAAGUGUCACCCCAUGACGACGGCCCGCAGCCGCGUGGGCGUGGCCGUGGUCAACGGGCUCCUCUAUGCCAUCGGAGGCUACGACGGCCAGCUGCGGCUGAGCACCGUGGAGGCCUACAACCCGGAGACCGACAUGUGGACCAGGGUCGGGAGCAUGAAUAGCAAGAGAAGUGCCAUGGGGACAGUUGUGCUGGACGGGCAGAUCUAUGUCUGUGGGGGCUACGACGGCAACUCCUCCCUGAACUCCGUGGAGACGUACUCACCUGAGACUGACAAGUGGACAGUGGUGACUCCAAUGAGCGCAAACCGCAGUGCAGCUGGGGUUACAAUCUUUGAGGGCAGGAUAUACGUGUCCGGAGGCCAUGACGGUUUACAGAUCUUCAACAGUGUAGAGCACUAUAACCACCACACGGCCACCUGGCACCCCGCAGCGGGCAUGCUCAACAAGCGCUGCCGGCACGGCGCCGCCUCCCUGGGCAGCAAGAUGUUCGUCUGUGGCGGCUACGACGGCUCCGGCUUCCUCAGCAUCGCCGAGAUGUACAGCUCCAUGGCCGACCAGUGGUGCGUCAUCGUCCCCAUGCACACUCGCCGGAGCCGCGUCUCCCUGGUGGCCAGCUGCGGGCGCCUGUACGCCGUCGGGGGCUACGACGGACAGUCUAACCUCAGUUCGGUGGAGAUGUAUGACCCGGAGACGGACCGCUGGACGUUUAUGGCCCCCAUGGCGUGCCACGAAGGCGGGGUCGGCGUGGGCUGCAUCCCCCUCCUCACCAUCUAAGGAAGAGGGUGCCACGAGGCGGAGGAGGGGUCUGGACCACACAGAGGCGCGCUCCCUUCCUGGACGGGGUGGACGGGCGAGCCGGCCGCAAGUAGAGGGGUUUUUUUUUGGUUUCCCAGGUGCUUAAGUCCGACCCUCACUGUACCACCCUUGUGGCCUUCGGGUCAUCAAGAUGGCGCAGCACAGGCCAGACGCCCCUCCGGGCUUCACCCCCGCAGCACAGAGCGCCCUGCUGCCGGUCCACAGGCGCCAUCGAAGCCCAGCACUCGGGAGACGGCCGCGUCGCAAUGGCUCCCACCUGACGCUCACCACCUGCUGCUGCUCCAAGCCUGCCACUGGCCAGUUGUGUCAUAGGAGGCUACGGCGGCCAAUCCUUGGAAACUGGGGUGUCCACCAGGAGAGAAAGGACAGCCCCAGGGUUCUUGCAGCCUGUGGCAAUGCAGCAGCACGUUGGUUACACUGAGGAUUUUGGGGUGUUUUUUUUUUUGCCCUUCCCCAUGUCUAACCUUGCAAUUUCAGUGAGGUUUUUUGUUUUGUUUUUCAUCUUGUCCAGAAGAAACCGAAGGAAAACAAAGAUACUUGAAAGAGACCGAAGGAAAUUUAAACACUUGAAAGAAACUGGAAAAACCGAUCCUUUUUUUUUGUUUGUUUGUUUUACAAGAAGAAAACAAAAGACAGUAAAAGCAAAUCCACGUUGAAGUAGCCAGUCCCACAUUUGGAUCCCAGGGUCCUGAGGCCUCACAAAGCCGUUGGGGUUUUUCCUCUGAGCCCCAACACUUCUGGAGUCAAAUGUAUUUUUCAACUGGUCCUAAAGCAAGGUGCUCACUCAUGACAUUUCUCUUCACACCCAUCCUCAGAGGACUUUUUAAAAAUCAUUGGCUUCUGAAUUCUUGCUGAUCUUCUAGGCAGAAGCCCCCAAGUCUUGCAGAAGGCUCUGCACAACCUUACGGUUAACACACACACACACACACACACACACACACACACACAGAUACACAUUCCUUUUUGACCAGCAGGAAUACAGGCUAGCUAACCCCAGAUUCCCACUUCUCUUGUCCUUAGAUAGAUUUCCUCAUUGUGACAUUUCUGGAGCACAUUGACCAUUUUGUACCUCUAGAACCUAAGCCAGCCAUUCUACUGCUCUUCCAUCCAUUCACUUGCCAAUCCCAGGGGCCCAACUUCCCUCCAGCCCUUGGCAGACUGACCAGCAAGAUGGAGCUUUAGCCUGGCUCCAGUGUCUCGCACACCUGUCAUCCUAGCUACUCGGGAGGCUGAGAUCUGAGGUCCAGAGCCAGCCUGGGCAGGAAAA